Molecule: messenger RNA, 1674 nt
Organism: Talaromyces proteolyticus
Lineage: Eukaryota; Fungi; Ascomycota; Eurotiomycetes; Eurotiales; Trichocomaceae
Product: ankyrin repeat-containing domain protein
Exons: 2
Coding region: 1-1674 (557 amino acids)
Cellular component (GO): cytoplasm; nucleus
Molecular function (GO): protein binding
Source: RefSeq, a predicted model, not a curated record
AUGAGAGAAGAAAAUAAUGAUAGAGGAAGAAGAGAAGAGAGACAAACUGCAUAUGACUACUUCCGCACUAAUCGACCAAUCUGCCUUUAUGAUCAAAACGGUGCGAUUCUUUAUGAAAAUAACUACCAGGGACUUCGGAACAAAAUUGUCCAGCUCAAUGACGUGGCUCUAUUGAAGCAAUAUAUUGUAAAAUACCCCAGAGCAGUCCUGGCUGCUGGGGAGGUGUAUUACCAUGACCCUUUCUUCAUUGCUGCUGAGUGUGGGAGUACCGAUGCUCUUCGCCUUCUUUUCAAUGUCUAUAUUGCCGAUCCUACUCAAGCCAAGGCACUCGAUAAGCGAGGAUACCGGUUAUUGGAUCUUGCCUGCCAGAACGCCCAUAUCGACACUGUACGUUUCCUAUUGAACAACGAACCUCCACUAGGGGAUGUCCUCGCAAGAAAUAAAUAUGGCGAUACAGCAUUACUGUCCGCUGCAGCUUCUCUGGCCCGGUUUCGUUACGAAGAUUGGGAGGAUAAUGAUUUUAGCAUGGAAUGGAUUCGUGAUCGAUUCGCUCGUAGCGAGGAUCUCAUGCAGCUGCUCCUUGACAGAGGAGCUUCUGCUCGCGACUCUAAUACCACAGAAUUCUUCAGAGAAGACUAUGAUGAAUAUAAGUCACAGCCGCGAGACACUGUUCUCGGCCUUGCUGUUUCACGAGCCAGUCCUAGUUUGGUAAAACGGCUCAUUGACGAAGGGGCCGAUGUACACCGAAGAGAUUGGCACCUACGCAUGAACAAUUCCAGUUUUGGAGGAAGUUAUAUAGACGCUAUCAAUGUCACAGUUCUUCAUCUGGCUAGCUCGUAUUGGAACGUCGGCGCGAUCAAGGUUCUGCUUCAACAUAGAGGCAGCGAGCUGCUCUCCUCAUCUGAUAGUAUUGGACGUUUACCUAUCCAUUGGGCUGCUGCAGGCCCUAUGCUCCAUAACGAAUAUACCAUUCCUGAGCAUGAAAUCGAUUCACGAAUCAUCGAAACUUUCAAACUACUCUUAACCGGCAAUUCUGACAUGAUCAACGUGAAGGAUAAGGAAGGGAUGUCAGCUUUAUAUUACGCGGUUGGAAGCCACGCUGGGUGUGGUAUCGGGCAUUUAUAUCUUCUAAUCAAAUUCUUACUUGACAAAGGGGCAAAUGUAGGUCUACAAAACAGCAAAGGACAAAGUGUGCUACAUAUAUUGGCUCUUAACUCUAUAGCUGGCGAGCCCAUCAACACCGCCUUAAUAGACCUUCUACUUUCGUAUGGGGCCGACAUAAGCCAGACUGACAUGAAUGGCGAUACUGUCCUCCAUAUUAUGGCAAAAAAUCUACGCCAGGUUGAGGCAACCCGGUCUCUGCUCAGCAAAGGGGCCGAUGUCAGAGCCAUCAAUGCAAAGGGGAAUACACCAUUUCAUGAAGUCAUGGUUGGAUUGCUUCGGAGCCGAGUAUCCCGACGACAGAAAACUGAGCCUGUGACUUUGGCAGAUCGAUUAAGAACACAAAAUGAGAUGAUUGCGGUCCUGCAGGACGGUAAUGGCUACAGCGAUACAUUGAUGGACCAGCCAAACGCGGCUGGAAAGACACCACGACAAUUGCUUGAGGAGACAAGGGCUAGGUGGCAGAAUAUCGAAUCUGAAGCAUCACGACCUAGGUCCAAUCAGCAGAACUAA